GUCCCGUCCCGUCCCGUCCCGGGGCGCUGCCCGCAGCCACCCCUACCCCGUUGUCCGCGUGUGGCGAAAGGGCUCUGCUCCCCACCAUGUCGCUGGCCGAGGAGAAGAUGAAGAAGUACAUCCGGGAGAACCUGACCCGGUUCCAUCGCAUCCGGGUAAAAGCGUUCCUGUCCCACCUGCCCUGUCUCACGACGGUGGAUCAGGAAGAAAUUCGAGCUCACCUAGAGCACGAGGGGAACCAGAACACAGUCUUCAAGUUGUUCGAUCACCUCAGAUGUCGGAGGAACUGGGUGACGUGUCUCAUCCAGGCCCUGGAGGAAUGUGAAUACCCUGAGCUGGCGGAAGAAGUCCAGCGUGUCUACACUUCCUUCCUGCCCCAAAGCCAGCCUAGAGCAGCGCCAUUCCCCGCUGGAGACUCAGCUUCUAGAACCAGCCGGCGACCCUGCACUGAGCCCCCAGUGGGCUCUGGAACCCCCGAGGACCUCUCCAACCCUCAGCCGGCCCCCAUCGGAUCCCGUGCCGCCCACAAUGGCUACCCAGAGGAAAACGAGCUCAGUCCCCCCAUCCAGGAGACCAAACUGCAGGAGGCCAGAGCUGCCAACCGUGCCCGAGGACCAGCCGUGAGGAAAGAGGUCCCCGAAGACGCCACCCCUGUGCCACCUCCCUCUUCCUCUCGCCCCCCAGAUGAAGCUGGCCCCCAGCACGCUCCUCUCCCGGCCCCUUCCCCCAAGACUGCUCCGGCCCACCCUUCUGGAAGCCCUCUGGGACAGAGAGAGCCCAACGGAGGAGUGAGAGCCCCUGUCUCAGCUCCUGUCGUCCUUUCCGUCCCUGUCUCGCCUUGCAAGCCUGUGUCUCCACCCAUCUCUCUUCGGCCCCCGUCAAAUCCCGUGCCCUGGACCGUCGGGUCCCGGCCUCGCUCCGUGGAUCUCAACAUCUCUCCUCCCGCCGGUCCCACCUCGGGACUCGGCCGGGAGGAGGGGGUGACCCUUCCCAGGCCCGCGGAUGCCCUUCAGGAUGCGAAGCAGAGGGGUGGAAUGGCAGAUGCGGCCAAGGUGACCCCGACGACGCCUCACCCCGGAACCCCCCAGCCCGUCCCCGCGAGAGGCCCGGUGAGUAACUGGCCGGCCGUGCAGCCAGGGGCCGGUGCCAGUGCCGGUGGUCUCAAUGACGCUGAGGAGCUGAGCAAACCCGGCGUGCUCCUGUCUGCACCCUCGGCGGACAGGGCCCCCCCCAGCGGUGGGUCCUACUCUGGCGGCACUGAGCGCCUGGACAUGAGCGCCAGCGGCUCCCUGAGUGGGGGGCCCCUCAUGAUCAGCCGGAACCGGAGCAGUGUGGAGCCAGCCCCCAGUGAGGCAACCCUCACAGUGGCCCGGGACCCCCCGGAGGAGAAUGACUACUUUUCCAUGCCCACGGGACUCCAGCUCUCUGAGCCGCCGCCCCCAGCCCCGGGGAUCUCUGGGGACCCCUCCCUGGACACCCUGGAGACCCUCCAUAUGGACGAGCACCCCAAGAGUUCGCUCCCUCUGGGCAGCAUUCUGGAGAGGUCCCUGCCCCGCUGGGUCCCUGGCCCACCGUUGACAUCGCGCCCCCUGCCCCCCGAACAGCAGGACGGUCCAGCCCGGUUCUGGGGUCCCUGGGUGGGUCCGGGGGUGGCGGUGGCCCUGAUUUCUGUGGCUCUUGCCGUGCUCUACAGGCAUCUGAGGAGAUAAACCUGCCUCCCUCCGCGCCCCCUCCAACCUCAGGGUCUCGGGCCCGGGCCCCCUCUUGGCUUUUGAAGGAUGGGAACAGAGCAGUCCCAUUGGAGUUUGGCGAGCUUCCCCUUGCCCCUACCCCAUGCCCUCGCCCCGCCGCCUUCACCCUGCACCUUCGUCCCGUCCUGCCCCCUUCGUCACUAUGGGGUGGAUGGGGACCGGUACCCCUGCCCUGAGUUCCCGGCUAUGACGACGAAGCCGUUCUCCCCGCUCAGUUGCCGGCCCAGACACCUAGACCCGCGAGCUCCCAAGCGGGACUGGAAAAGCCCCAGACUGGGUUGCCGUGAGCCAUUGGCUCUGUGCCGUCACCUGCCCCAGCUCCCCCUCGCGUCCCGUUUCCUUCCUCUCUUCUCCUUCCCGGCCCAUUUGGCCUUGCAGGCUCUCUGCUCCCUUCCCCUCCUCCUAGUAUGCCUUCCUGCUUCCCUGGGUGGCUGAAGGUGACAGGCUAGAGUUGGGCAAGGUCGGGGGUGUGGGGUCUGUCCACCGAGCCCCCAGGAGACUGGAGGAUUUUGGGGACCUCAUACCAACCUCUCUGGAAGGGGAGUACUGGGGAGGCGGGGCAGGCCAGCCCGUGGAGAGGAGAGCAGCGCCCUGCACUGCCUGGCCUGAGGAAAGCAGAACUGGAGUGUUAGGGAACUGGGGGGAUGGAAGAGCAUAGAUGUGAUUACUGUCCCCAUCCUCCUUUCCCCAAGGCCUGGGGGCACCAUGGGUCCCAGUGGAGCCAAGGAACAGCUUCAUCGAAAGCUUAGCGGCCUAGCGGAAAGAGCCCGGGACUAGGAGUCAGGACACCAGAGCCCAACUCCGCCAUGGGCUUAGGUGAGCUACUUCACUUCUCUGGUCCUAGUUUCCUCAUCUGUAAAAUGGGGAUGAAGCACCUGUUCUCCCUCCCCCGUAGACCGUGAGCCCCAUGUAGGACAGGGACGGUGUCCAAUCUGAUUGUCUUGGAUCAGCUCCGGUGCUUUGAUACAGUACUUAGCCCAGAGUAAGUGCCUACUGCAUACCGUGAUCGUUAUUAAUAUCAUUACUAUUCACCAGGAGUUGUGUCCUCCCAGCUCCUUGAAUGGCUUUCCCCCUCAGGACUCCUGAGCAACGGCCAUUUUGCAGCCUCUUAAGGCUCCAGAGGCUAGGACCAGCCUCCUCCAUGGAGGCUCCUGCAGCCAUGGUCCAUGGCUUGGACGCCGCGCCGGACUCCGUGCCAGACUCCACGAGGGCCUGGAAAGGGAGGACAGAGGCUCUGGAGCCAGUGGGAGGAGAGGGGCUGAGGAUCCUCCACCCCUAGGAAAAGGCUCCAGGACCACAGGAAGUGUGCAUUCCUCUGGAAAAUAGGUCAGGCACAGUCCCUGUCCCACAUGGGGCUAACAGUCCAACAGGGAGGGAGAACAAGUAAGUUAUCCCCGUUUAACAGGUGAGGAAACUGAGGCACGGGGAUGUUAAGUGAUUCGCCCUAGGUCAAUAAGAACCCCGUCACACUUCCCAGGCCUCUCCCCAGGCCCACAGAGUCGCCUGAGGGACCACCGGUUGCCCAGAACUGGCUGGCUGCCUCCCCGUUUUCCCGAAGGGAAAGGGUCUCAGAGUAAACCCACCGAGGCUCUUUGGUUCCCGGCUGCCCCCUGUGAUUUCCCCAACCCCCCCCCCCCCCCCGGGGCUGGGUGUUUGGUUUCUGCCCCACCCCACAUUCCCUUGCCCCCCAAACCUUCCAUCUGGGGAAACCGAGGGUCCCAGGAGGGCAAGGCUGGGCCCUGGCAGGGAUCCUGGCCCACAGAGAUCCCGGUUUCCAAGAUCUUUCACUCUUCUUUCCCCCAGCCCAGCCUGUCCACAAGGCUGCAGGGGUGUUCCCCACAGCACCCUGGGCUGAAGCCUUAUCCCUGACUUUGCUGUGUGACUUUAGGCAUCAAUCAAUAAUAUUUAUUGGCUAUGUACUCUAUGCAAACCACUGGGGUUAGCAGUGGUCUCUCUGUUCCCGGGGUCAGAUUGGGGGGUGGAGGAGGAGAGAGGGAAAUGUCACUUGCCGAACCCCGAUGGUCACGUUGGUAUCUGUGGGCCGAGCGCCCCGUAGCUCGUGCGUUGGUGCCGUGGCCUGGAACAGUUCGAAGGAAAGGGGACUCCUGUGUCCCGGGGGGACUCCGGACUCGGGUGCCGCGGAGCCCGUAGCCGAGAAAUGCGCGCCCCCCUGCUCUUUCUCCAAGGGAAUGCUGGGGGCUCGCACGCAUGACCUGGUUGACUGAACUCUGGGCUUGGAGCCGGUCAUCCUGCAUCGAGGGCUGGGAAUGAGUUGAGCUGCCUGGCCUGGGGACUGGCCCGCUCUGACCAGCGAGGAAGACCGACAGCUUCGAACCUUG
Molecule: messenger RNA, 4090 nt
Organism: Ornithorhynchus anatinus (platypus)
Lineage: Eukaryota; Metazoa; Chordata; Mammalia; Monotremata; Ornithorhynchidae
Product: mitochondrial antiviral-signaling protein
Exons: 7
Coding region: 87-1709 (540 amino acids)
Source: RefSeq, a predicted model, not a curated record